AUGUAUGGUUUGCUCCCAAGCGUGCUCGUCGGGGUGGCCGUGGCGUUGGUGACAGCGCAGGUGCAACUCAUGAAGUUGCACGUGCUCAAGUACCACGUUUCGCGGGUGUCAGUGAAAACCAACCUGCAUCGGAGCGACCGAGAGAGAAGAAUCUUAAAGGAAUACGGCGAGUUGAUCGAGUGCUUGGGCUUGGAGGGUUUCCUGGCGGAGGGGCCAAUGAUCAAGCUCUCAAACUACGUGCGACAGUAUGUUGAAUGCAACAAGGUUCUUCGCUUCAUGGUCUUUGAUCUACAGGCUUGUCAAGGAUGCAACGUCUCCGCAUACGCACUCCUUGCAAAGCUGGACAAGGUCCUGCAGAACGAAGGCAUCUGCGCGUACUACAGCAGCCUGGAGGCUGACAUGAGCUGCGGUCUAAAGUCCUUCGGAGUGCCGGCUGAUCGUAUUUUCGACUCAGAACAUGGCUCCCACAGCUCCUUCAUGAAGGCUUUGCAGUGCUGCGAGGACAUGGUCCUGGAGAGUGUCCUUCAGGUUGAUUGGCAGAGACAGAUCUCCAACCCGAUCGACAUAACAGACUCCGACGACAAUUUGCAGGAGAAGAUUCGGCACUUUCUCGACUUGACACCGGACCAGGUGCGGCAGCUAUGCCAGGCAGGAACCUGGCAGCAGAAGAACACUGGUGACCGGCUGUCGAGCCAAGGUGUCUGUGAAACCACCGUCAACAUUGCCGUGCCGGGUAGCAGCAAGGUGGCCGAGACGGUGGACGUCGGAUCCAACUGGGGAGCAGCUCAAGAAGUCAGCAGCAGCAAAGCUGGAUUCAUUUGUGGCUUGGAGAGCGUUCUCUACGAUGAGCCGUCGCGCUCGACCUGCAGAGUCCAAGAGCCUUCGAAGGUGCUCUGCAUCAAGCGCGCUGAGAUGCAGCAGCUGGUCGCAUCAGAGCCCUCCAUUGCCAACUGUCUUGGCCGAAUCACCACCCGUCAGUUUCUUCGUCACAGCGACGUCUUAUUGCAGGCUCUCCAGCUCUACGAGGGGGGUGGAUGGAGAGGCGGACACUUCGACAAGCACACUGCGCAAGUUUGCUUGAACAUGCUCGGGCAAGAUAGCAAGGAAGAUGCCAGCCCGUCCAGAAGGAUUCAGAACGCGCUGCCAGAGAAACUUGGCAAUCUGAGCUCGCCCACGGUUCCACGCAAGCCGAGGAUGACUCGAAUACAAAGGCAAGGUACAAUCGACGCAUGGGCACUCAAGUGGUGGGAAGAACGGAACAGCAGCACAGUCGCUCUGUCGUAG
Messenger RNA from Symbiodinium sp. CCMP2592, 1284 nucleotides. Lineage: Eukaryota; Dinophyceae; Suessiales; Symbiodiniaceae. The record is from the annotation of a GenBank genome assembly.